Molecule: messenger RNA, 6726 nt
Organism: Bacillus rossius redtenbacheri
Lineage: Eukaryota; Metazoa; Arthropoda; Insecta; Phasmatodea; Bacillidae
Gene: Sec31
Product: protein transport protein Sec31A
Exons: 23
Coding region: 2153-5938 (1261 amino acids)
Biological process (GO): intracellular protein transport; COPII-coated vesicle cargo loading; endoplasmic reticulum organization
Cellular component (GO): COPII vesicle coat; endoplasmic reticulum exit site
Molecular function (GO): structural molecule activity; protein binding
Source: RefSeq, a predicted model, not a curated record
AGCGACGAGUCGCUGGGAGCGGUGCUGACUGCAGCGAGCCGGUCAGUGACGUGCGUCUCUUGGUCGGCGUCGGUGGCGCAGGUGUCGGGACGAGUGGCGUCUUGUCGACGAAUCGCAGGGAGCCGUGGGAGUGUGUGGUCAAGUCCGGUCGAGUCAAGUCGACGAGCGGGGACGGGAUCGGCUUGACCAGCGGCGUCGGGACCAGUGGAGUGUUGCCGACAAAUGGCAGGGAGCCGUGUGGCGAAGGGUCUUGUUCGGUGAUCUGGUUGGGAACACUUACAUCGAUGAGUGGCGGAGAGAUUUGUGCAGGUGGCGGUUUGGAAACAGGAAGUUCCGGACAUGGAAUUACGGGUGUUGUGAAGACAUGCGUUCUCGAGUCGGGGAGCGUCUGAGGAUAGCUCAUGGAGUGAGUGGUCGGCGUCGAGGUAGCGUGCUGCUUUCGGGCGUCUCUGUAGGUGGCACAUGACGGGCACGUGAACGUAAAGUACCGUCGCAAGAUGGCUCGUUCUUGGUCGCCGAUGCAGCCCCGAUGCCAUAGGCCGGCACAUUCUUGGCAGCGAUACACGUUACCAUCUCCUCCAGGACACAUUCCUCUUGCAUCGCAGAAUGUCACACCGUGCAUGCGAUAUUCACAGCACCAACCACAUUCGUACCCCUUGGCUAUCCUGCGGCCCGAGUCCCACUCAGGUCGCGGAUAAUAGCACCCAACACACUCGUCCUCGUACAUAUCCAGGCACUCUUUAACAGUCCCACUCACCUCUGUGAUGAACCUCGUCGAUCACGUGGUCCGUAAUUCCGUGUGCACACGUAUUGUUUACGUGUUUGGCCAGCCGGAAUACCGUUAGGCAGUCCGCGCACACAAUGGUUGUUAUUCCGCGCGUUCCGUAGCACAACCGCACAACUCACACAUUCUGUUUUCACGGAUCGUUGCCUAGCCCCAUGUUGGGCGCCACUAUCCAUACUAGGGAUGUAAGGGAACGAACAAAUUAAAUGUCGGAGUGGGCGCCACCACGUGAUGUGGGCAGGUGGACCCGGCGGAGACUCGCUUCAGGGCGUGACGUGACCCGUGUAGAACUAGGCCCGGUUCCCUUAGCAUGCGAUAUCGCUCCAGUGGGCUCUUAAGGCGUCCCACACGCCUCGAGGUUCAGGAGCAGGAACAUGUGGUCACUCGACUAAAAAUCACAAGUUAGACGUACUCCUUUUAUUUCAGCAACAUUACACGUCUCCAAUCGCGCUUCACCUACAUACACUCAAUGAAACUGUUAUAACACCAAGGGCGGGAGAGAAUCAGCUUACAGGCUGACCAGGUCACCUCGUGGCCUGGCCUCGUGAGGUUAGGAUGCAGUUCGUGAUUAAAUGUUCGAAUUGAACUUAAAUAUUUAUUAAAACGAGUCGGCCACCCGGAGUAGGCCUCGCAGAUACAAAAAGGUUUUAAGAAUUAUAAAAAGUCUGGCGGAUGUUAAGAGAUCAGUUGAUUAAAAAAAUAUGAAGUUGCGCGGUGCUCACCAAGCAUCCUCCCCCGGGUGACGAACGGAAGCGACUGAAGAGGCCAGGGCAGCAUGGCGGCCGGAAAGCGCUGGAUUUACCGUUAGCCUCUCCUGUUAUUUAUUAGCUACCACUUAUUUAACUAAAAUGAAUACACUAAAAUUCUAUAAUAAAAUUAUAACAAGGUUUCCUUAAUUAUUUAUGUUGAGUAUUAAUUAUUUUAAUUAAUAUUAUGGUUCAAACUGGUUGCGGGUAGUUCCAUUGCCUGCCGCGUGGGGCGCUGCGCCGUCCUUACCAACUAGCACUGCAAACAUAAUCCUAGGGAAUAUUAAUUAAAGCAAAGACAAGUAUCAAUUACGUAAACAUUAAAAUUGAAUGAUAAAAUAAAAGGGGUUGUGGCACAGACUCUAAUCUCGCCUCUUGUUGGCAGCCUCACACGUACACACACACACACACCUGCACACGGGGCAGGAGGUUAGAAAUAUUGGGUGGUGAUGGGAGGAGAGGGGUGUCGAUGGCGUGAGGCACAUCGGGCGUAGCCCCGGUCGACGUCAACCUGAACUGGGCCAGCACCUGCUAUUCUUUGUUAUUUUGAAUUCCGAACUGGACUCUCAACAGCAGAAAACUGCAGUGCUGUCUGUUGCUGAGAACAGAGUGAAGAGGCAACAUGGCUGCGUUCAUUCCCAGCUGGAAACAGGACGACCAGGUGGCACAAGAACCAAUUAGAGCGUGUUCUUUAAGCACUGGGAUUUCUUUGCCAAUCACACACGGACGUGCAGGCAGCAUGAAGGUGAAGGAGGCGGAGCGCACGGCGAACCUGGCGUGGUCCCCGGCCGCCCAGCACCCGGUCAUGCUCGCGGCAGGCACGGCCGCCCAGCAGCUGGACGCGUCCUUCAGCACGGCCGCGCAGCUGGAGCUGUGCACGCUCGGCCUGGCCCGGCCCGGCCUCGACAUGGAGGUCAGGGCCUCCGUGCCCAGCGAGCACAGGUACCACAAGGUGGUGUGGGGGGAGGCCGCCGGCGGGGUGAUAGUGGGUGGCUGCGACGGUGGGCGGGUGCAGAUGUACAGUGCUGCCAAGCUGCUGGCCGGCGAGGAGAGCAUCGUCGCCAGUAAGGACAAGCACGUGGGGCCGGUCCGCUCCCUCGACUUCAACCCUUACCAGGUGAACCUCCUGGCGACGGGGGCUUCCGAGUCGGAGAUCUUCAUAUGGGACCUGAACAACACGGACACGCCCAUGCUGCCGGGGGCCAAGUCCCACCCUGCGGACGACGUGCUGUCUCUCUCGUGGAACAGGCAAGUGCAGCACAUCCUCGCGUCUGCGUUCGCGCAGCGCUGCGUGGUCUGGGACCUCCGCAAGAACGAGCCCAUCAUCAAGCUGGCCGACAGUUCCUCGCGGGUGCGGUGGAAGGCGCUGGCCUGGCACCCCGACGUGGCCACCCAGCUGUGCCUGGCCUCGGAGGAGGACCAGCUGCCCGUGAUACAGCUGUGGGACCUGCGCUUCGCCUCGUCGCCCGUCAAGGCGCUGCACGGCCACCAGAGGGGCGUGCUGUCCGUGGCGUGGUGUGCCCAGGACCCAGACCUGCUGGCCAGCUGCGGCAAGGAGAACCACAUCAUCAUCUGGAACCCGAACGCCACGGACCAGAGUGGAGAGAUCGUGUGCGACCUCACCACCACCAACCAGUGGCACUUUGACAUCUCGUGGUGCCCGCGCAACCCCGCGCUCAUCGCCUGCUCCAGCUUCGACGGACACACGAGCGUGUACUCCCUCACAGGCGGACAGCAGCAGGCGCAAACCUCAAACAAGAUUGCAGACUCGUUCCCUGGCAUGGAUGCGUUCGCCCAGGCCCCGAGCUCACAGCCGCAGGCGGCUGCUGUGGACCUGCGCAGGGCUCCCAGGUGGCUGCGCAGGCCGUGUCGUGCUGCCUUCGGGUUUGGCGGAAAGCUGGCAACGUUCGAGUGGGAAGCGGGAGGCGCACGACGCCUGGUGUACGUGAGCCAGGUGGUGACGGAGCCCCAGCUGGUGGAACGCUCGCAGCUGCUGGAGCAGGUGCUUCAGUGUGGGCAGCUCGCAGAGUUCUGUGACGACAAAGCAGCGGACGCCCGCUCCCCCCACCACAAACAGAUGUGGAGGUUUCUGCGGGCACGCCUCUCGACGGACCCUCGGACUGAGCUGCUGGCUCUGCUGGGCUUCAAGCAAGACGACGUCGUUAGCAAGCUGAACAGAUACCUGGACAAGCCCGCUAACGCCAAGCUGAGUGACGGUGUCGAGAACCUGACCGGUCGUGUCGCUGCCUUGGGCCAAGAGGAUCACAGACAAGUGAAUGGUGUCACCGCAGCCAAUUUCGUAAAUUCAGCAGAAAACAUCUCAUCAGAGCCGUUAAAAAUUUUUACUGAUGAUGACGGGAGCGGGCUGAUCUCGCAGGCGCUGCUGCUGGGCAACACCGAGGCAGCGGUGGAGCUGUGCCUUCAGGAGGAGCGGUUUGCAGAUGCCAUCAUCCUCGCCAUGACGGGCGGCAGUGACCUGCUGGCCAGGACCCAGUUUCGCUACUUCCAGAAGUGCAAGGGUGCGUUGUCCGCGCUCAUCUCGGCGGUAGUGACGGAGGACUGGUCCCACGUGGUCAGGAACUGCUCUCUGGACAGCUGGAAGGAGGCGCUGGCCGCGACGCUCACCCACACCAAGAGUGACGAGUUCCCAGCUCUCUGCGGCGAGCUGGCGGAGCGGCUGGCUGCGGAGGGCAAGGACUCGGUGCUGAGCGCGCAGCUGUGCCUCGUGUGUGCGGGCGACCUGGACCGCCUGGUCCACAGCUGGACGGCCGUGUUCCAGCCCGACACGCCCGACAACCUGCAGUGUGGCGUGCAGGAACUGGUGGAGCUGGCGGUGGUGCUGCGCAAGGCUGCGGAGACCACGGGCCGUGUAUGCGCCGUGUCGGGCCAGCUGGCGCAGCUCCUGUCGCGCUAUGCGGGCCUCCUGGCCGCGCAGGGCAGCCUCGGCACGGCCCUCGCCUACCUGCAGGACUCCGCUGACGAGAACCUGAGCCUGCUGAGGGAGCGGCUGUUCUGUGCCCUGGGCCACAAGCAGGCGUACCAACAGCAGCAGCCGCUGCAGCAGGGUCGCGGGGCCAGGCGGACGUCGGCUCAGGGCUGGCAGGCCCAGAGUGUUUCAGCGGAUGAGAGCAACUACGGGAAGCCCUACCCCUCCGCGGGAGGGUACUGUGCCCCAGACAGCAAGCUGUUUCCAGUGAAGACCUCGAAGCCGAUCCCUCCCGCACAGCAGCAGUAUCAGCCACUCAUGGCACAGCCGUUCUCCACGGGCGUCCAUCCGUACGGCAGCCAGCCGCCCGCACAGCCGUACGGCAGCCAGCCACCUGCUCAGCCGUACGGCAGCCAGACGCCCUCCCAGUCAUAUGGCAGCCAGCCGCUCACACAGCCGUACGGCAGCCAGCCACCCGCACAGCCGUACGGCAGCCAUCCGCCCGCACAGCCGUACGGCAGCCAGACGCCCUCCCAGUCAUACGGCAGCCAGCCGCUCACACAGCCGUACAGCAGCCAGCCACCCGUCCAGACGUACGGAAGCCAGCCGCCCGCCCAGCCGUACGGCACCCAGCUGUACGGACAGACGCAGACGUACACCAUCGGCCCCAGAGCGUCCUCCAGCCCGGCCCCGGCCACCCUCCGCGGCUCCCCGGCCCCGCCUGGGGCGGGCGCUGGAGGCUCCAGGGGCAAGCACGUGCUGGACCCGACCUUGCAGGCCAACUCGGGCGGUCCUGCCUUCCCGCAGCAGCUAGGCCCGUCUCCUCGGCCCGCAGACGUGCCGGCCCAGAGCGUGCCCCAGCAGUUCCAGCAGACUGCGGCAGCUGACAGCGCUCCGGCCGGCUGGAACGACCCUCCGUCACUGGGACCCGUCAGGGCGCAGCCCAGGGUCGAGUACGCCCCGCAGACGCCCAUCACUCACCCGCUGUACGGCACGGUGCCUGCGGAGCAACCAGGCAGCUUCGCACCUCCCAGCGCGGGGGGCUACGCGGAGCCCGCCCACUCGUACGCCCCGCCGGAGCAGCAGCGACCGCCCACCCCGGCCACGCCCCGCGAGGCGGUACCCCCGACACAGAAGCCGCCCCUGCCGGAGGAGUUCAUGUACCUGCAGACGGUGUUUGACGAGCUGCGUGCCCGCUGCCUGAUGGCCGCCGCCAACGCCCAAACCAAGAGGAAGUUGGAGGACGUUGCUCGCAAGCUGGAGGCACUGUACGACGCCCUUCGUGCCUGCAAGCUGUCGCCCCAGACGGUGCAAGGGCUGCACCAGAUGGUGCAGAUGGUGCAGAUCGGGGACUACCAGGGCUGCCUGGGGCUGCACACCCAGCUGGUGUCGGGCCCGGACUUCUCGCAGAUCGCCAGCUUCAUGCCGGGCCUCAAGGUGCUGGUGCAGUCGGCGCUGCAGCUGGGCGUGUACCUGCAGUGAGGCGCCCAGAAUCAGCUUAUAAAACCAAUGUUAGUUUUGUUUUGAAGUAUUUGUAAAUACAACAAAAUAAAUAUUGAAAAGAAUAUUAUAAAUAAAACACAAAACAGUUCAGGUUAUUGAAAUCUAAGUGUUCUGGAAAGAUCAACAAAAAUCUUACAGUAAUUAGCUUUUGAAAUGAAUUCCAUGUUUAUAAACUUCAUGCGUCAACCCUCAGCACGCCACAAUGAAAUACAUUCUUGAGUGUUUACUAGCUGAAUUUAAACAAGCAUAAAAAUGUGUACCGAAUGUUUUCUGCCAGCAGCUAAACCUGCAAUUUGCUUGUGCUAUGUAGGUGCCAGAUUAUAAUUUUAAUCAAUUUGGUACCCAUCCAUUUAAAGUGGUUAUUAGAAGCAUGAUAGUAAAUAUGUCAGUAAUAAUAUAACUAAAAUGUCAAAACUGCAAACUGUGAAAGUAAGAUUUUACGUUGUUUGGUAAACUUAAAAACUGUUAUUUUUAAAAAAUUAUAUAUUAUUUAGCUCUUUGUUUUCUUCCAAAAUAAAAAAAGGUUUUAAAAAAAUUAAUAUUGUAAGUUUGAUAUAAAUGACCAAACUUGAAGUAGCCUGUGUUAAAAAUAAAUAGCAAAAAAAAAAUUAUAAGCUGGUAUUGUCAGUGAUGACUGUUCAAUACUCUUUCAAUAAGUGCUGAUGUUAUUUAUUAGUUGCGUGUAUGAAACAUUUUUAUAUAAAUGUAUUAUUCGUGCAGUAUGUUAACUUUGUACAGCAUUAUUAAAAUAAAAAAUAUUUAAAAAA